Messenger RNA from Olea europaea var. sylvestris, 1625 nucleotides. RefSeq names its product probable sugar phosphate/phosphate translocator At3g11320. The transcript has 4 exons. Bases 282 to 1232 code for a protein of 316 amino acids. Gene Ontology annotation, cellular component: Golgi apparatus. NCBI's taxonomy places the organism in Eukaryota, Viridiplantae, Streptophyta, Magnoliopsida, Lamiales, Oleaceae. Gene Ontology annotation, molecular function: antiporter activity. The record is from RefSeq and is a predicted model, not a curated record.
AGGAUUCGAACCCUCUCUCCGCGUUCUCUCUCUCUCUCUGCAUAUUUUUCGUCGGUCGUCUCUACAUUUUACACAGAGGGAAAUUUUAAUAUUUUUUUUUCCAGAUUUUUUGAUACAGUGUGAUGAAAAUUAAUCAGACCCGCUCAAUUUCGUAGAAGCAUCGCAAAUGCGUUGCAGAUCUCUUAUUUUUAAUAACUUUCUUUUGUUAAUUAUCAGUUUUUGAAUUUAUACAGAUAAUUUUGAAGAGUUUCUGUUUGUGGGAUUUAUUGUAUUGAAACAAGAUGUCGGCGAUGAAAUCAUAUUCAUCGAGCCGAUUUUUCACGGUUGGAUUAGUAACAGCAUGGUACUCAUCAAACAUUGGGGUAUUGCUAUUGAACAAAUAUUUGUUGAGCAAUUAUGGAUUCAAGUAUCCGAUUUUCUUGACCAUGUGCCACAUGACGGCUUGCUCGUUGUUCAGCUACAUUGCGAUCGCGUGGAUGAAGAUGGUCCCGAUGCAGACCAUAAGAUCUAGAGUUCAGCUAAUGAAGAUCUCAGCUUUGAGUCUUGUGUUUUGCGGGUCUGUUGUUAGCGGGAACAUUUCGCUUAGGUAUUUGCCUGUGAGCUUUAACCAGGCGAUUGGGGCAACCACCCCCUUUUUUACUGCCGUAUUUGCGUAUUUGAUGACGUUUAAAAGGGAGGCAUGGUUGACUUAUGUGACUUUGAUUCCAGUUGUCACAGGAGUCGUGAUUGCCAGCGGGGGUGAGCCAAGUUUCCAUCUAUUUGGAUUUAUAGUGUGUGUUGCUGCAACAGCUGCGAGGGCACUUAAAUCAGUGCUUCAAGGGAUUUUGCUUUCUUCUGAAGGGGAAAAGCUCAAUUCUAUGAAUCUGCUCUUGUACAUGGCUCCUAUUGCUGUGGUGCUGCUACUCCCGGCAACACUCUUUAUGGAAGAAAACGUUGUUGGCAUCACAUUGGCACUUGCAAGGGAUGAUAUCAAUAUUGUCUGGUUACUGCUAUUCAAUUCUGCACUUGCAUAUUUUGUAAACUUGACCAAUUUUUUGGUCACAAAACACACCAGUGCUUUGACUCUUCAGGUUCUAGGAAAUGCAAAAGGUGCUGUUGCAGUGGUUAUUUCAAUAUUAAUAUUUAGGAAUCCCGUCUCUGUUACUGGAAUGCUAGGGUACUCUCUCACAGUCAUUGGUGUUAUACUCUAUAGCGAAGCCAAAAAGCGGAGUAGACGAGAGAUCAGUCUCUAAAGUUGAUAUUCAUCUAUACUAUUACAUAAAAGUGAGGUGCAACCUUCCAGAGGCAAGUUCGGAUCUUCUUCUUGCGUUUCGUGUAUGGAUUUUUCCUUCAAAAAUACGUUCUUCUUUUUUCCAGAAGCCCGUUAAGAGGCUUCAACCUGUACCAGCAAUGCACUCCAGAAUAUUAGCCAUACAAGAAUUUUAAUAAACGACUCAAUGCCUUAGUUUGGGGUUAUGGAGGACAAAAAAGAGCCCUUUUUAGUUAGUCCCUUGUAUUCUUUCAGGAAAGGAUUGUAGAACCAAGUUGACAUAGUAUUUUAUUCAAAUUUUUUCUUAUAUUGGUUAAUCGAUGAAAGACACUUGUACCAAUUUGUGGGAAUCCUUAACUAGUGGGUUAACUGAUUA